Molecule: messenger RNA, 1443 nt
Organism: Pestalotiopsis fici W106-1
Lineage: Eukaryota; Fungi; Ascomycota; Sordariomycetes; Amphisphaeriales; Sporocadaceae
Exons: 3
Coding region: 1-1443 (480 amino acids)
Source: RefSeq, a predicted model, not a curated record
AUGUCUGCCGACGAUCAACAGUUCCUAGACGUGCUCUCGUCCUUGCCCAACCAGAUCCGCCGCUACUCGGGCGAUGUGGCAGACUACGUUGACAAGAGCGUUGAGAAGGCCGCCGAGCAGGUCCGCGAUAGUCUAGCAUCUGCGCAAUGGUUACCAGAAUAUAUAAGACCGACGCCUCCAUCACGGCCGGCGCCCGUGGCUAUUGUGCCCUUGACGGUUUACGAGCGAGUGCAUGGCUGGGUGGUGAGACACAAGAUCCUGACCGGUAUCGCCGUGGCCGGUGUUGGAUACUUCACAUAUAAGGCAGUCAGAGCGAGCAAGACGAUGCGCAAGUCGCGACGAGCAAAGCGAGCUCGAAACGGUGCCCGAACCGAGGUGGUGGUGAUUGCUGGCUCCCCAACACUGCCACUCACCAAGUCUCUGGCGUUGGACCUGGAGAGGAGAGGCUUUAUUGUUUAUAUUGUCUGCAGUAGCAUGGAUGAAGAGAUGAUGGUGCAAAACCUUUCGAGGCCAGACAUUAAGCCGCUGAGCAUCGAUAUCACAGAUCCACCGAGCGCAGGUUCUUCGAUAGAGCGCUUUGCCUCAUACUUGCAGACACCGCACGCAGCCGUACCAAAGGUGAAGCCAAACUACCUGACGCUCACCUCGGUCAUCUUGAUACCGUCGCUCAAUUACCAGACGUCGCCCAUCGCCACCAUACCGCCAUCGUCUUUCGCCGACCUUUUCAACACCCACCUCUUGCAUCCCAUCCUAACGAUACAGUCGUUCUUACCGCUGCUCACAUCGAGAAUAACGCCGCCCGGCGAGGCACCAACGAGUCCCAAGGUCCUCGUCUUCACCCCUUCCAUCAUCUCGUCCAUCAACCCGCCGUUCCACGCGCCCGAGGCCACCGUCUGCUCCGCUCUGUCCGCAUUCACUGAUGUCCUCACCGGAGAGCUCAGCCCACUAGCCAUUCCCGUCACACAUGUACAGCUGGGCACCUUUGACUUCGCCGGUUUCGUCCCCACCCGCCACUCCAAUCUGUUGCCCGCCAUGGAGACGACCAACUGGCCCGAAUCAGCAAGGCACGUUUACGGAAAAAACUACGUCGCCCAGGCCACGUCGUCCAUCUCCGCCGGCCGCAUCCGAGGCCUGAGGGGAAGCUCGCUCCGCGGGCUGCAUAAUGCAGUAUUCGACGUUAUCGAUGGAUCCGACAAGAGCGGCGUGGUCCGGAUCGGCCUCGGCGCCGGUCUGUACGGCUUCGUCGGGCGCUGGGCACCCCGAAGUCUCAUCUCGUGGAUGAUGGGGAUUCGCAGAGUGGACGAGCUGAGCGCGUGGUCGGAUAGCUCGUACAACGGCAGCGGGAGCGAGCGGAGCCUCAGCGAGAAUGGCGACGCCAGUGAGUUCAUCGCUGUAGCGAGGGACGAGGAGGGAGGAGCCAAUGUUUGGAAAGAGGAUGUUUAG